GUUACUUUUCCUCUCACCCACCAAGCCCGCUGAGCUCCCGACCAUGCCCGAGCCCGCCAAGUCCGCGCCCGCCCCGAAGAAGGGCUCCAAGAAGGCGGUGACCAAGGCGCAGAAGAAGGACGGCAAGAAGCGCAAGCGCAGCCGCAAGGAGAGCUACUCGGUGUACGUGUACAAGGUGCUCAAGCAGGUGCACCCCGACACCGGCAUCUCGUCCAAGGCCAUGGGCAUCAUGAACUCGUUCGUCAACGACAUCUUCGAGCGCAUCGCGGGCGAGGCGUCGCGCCUGGCGCAUUACAACAAGCGCUCGACCAUCACGUCCCGCGAGAUCCAGACGGCCGUGCGCCUGCUGCUGCCCGGCGAGCUGGCCAAGCACGCCGUGUCCGAGGGCACCAAGGCCGUCACCAAGUACACCAGCUCCAAGUAGACGCGCGAGCGAGCGGCCUGACUCCUGAACCCAAAGGCUCUUUUCAGAGCCACUCAGUCUUCUAAAAAGAACUGACUCACUCUUUAUACCGGAAUGAGGGAAUUCAAAGAUAAUAUCCAGGAGAGAAAAUGGGAACAGAAUUUAGAGGCAUUAAGAUACCUAAACACUUACGUCCCGGGCCUGGAGAAUGUGAAUAUGUUAGAGUCGCCAAAGGAAGAACGCACGAGGCCAAAGUGGGACUGCUUGAGUGACCUGGAAUUGUCGGCAGAGAAGACGAUGUCUAGAAGAAUAUGGAGGACGGUGGCUAAAGUCAGCAGCAAGGAGAUGAACAUGCAGAGGGCAUUUUGGCCCAUCUAGACAAGGUUCACACAGCGGGGCCCUCACACGCCAGCAUUUAUGUCACUUUAUUGGUUUUCAUUGGAAUUUAUAGCUGGUAGCUCCAAUAAUUCACAUGAUUUGCUCCAAAUAAUUUUUGUCAAUAUUUUUUACCUAAAGAAUAAUUUCUAGAACAGAGAGAAAGAGAUUGAAGCAUAGAAACGGAUGAGAAAAAUCUGAUUCUAAAGGUCAGUUUUUCCUGAGUUUUAUCACCUGAGUAGACUGAUGCCUGCUAGCUGGGUGUCGUGGAUACUUCAACGAGCCUGUGAUUCUUUCUUUUUCUUUAAUCUUCACUCAAGGAUAUGUUUAUUGAUUUUUUUUUUGAGAGAGA
Messenger RNA from Myotis brandtii (Brandt's bat), 1130 nucleotides. Its product is annotated as histone H2B type 1. Gene Ontology annotation, molecular function: DNA binding; protein heterodimerization activity; structural constituent of chromatin. The record is from RefSeq and is a predicted model, not a curated record. Lineage: Eukaryota; Metazoa; Chordata; Mammalia; Chiroptera; Vespertilionidae. Bases 44 to 424 code for a protein of 126 amino acids. Gene Ontology annotation, cellular component: nucleosome. The transcript has 3 exons.